This is a messenger RNA of Lagenorhynchus albirostris (white-beaked dolphin), 1193 nucleotides long. It is a transcript of the gene TFPT, whose product is annotated as TCF3 fusion partner. Gene Ontology annotation, biological process: apoptotic signaling pathway; apoptotic process; positive regulation of apoptotic process. Gene Ontology annotation, molecular function: DNA binding. The record is from RefSeq and is a predicted model, not a curated record. The coding region runs from base 397 to 1158 and encodes 253 amino acids. NCBI's taxonomy places the organism in Eukaryota, Metazoa, Chordata, Mammalia, Artiodactyla, Delphinidae. The transcript has 6 exons. Gene Ontology annotation, cellular component: Ino80 complex.
UAUUAGCACCUGCCGCUAGGCGGAGAAGGGAUGAUCCGGAGAGAAGAGGCGCUUUAUCCGGCUCACGCCCGUUGUGGACUGAGCCUGAUAAGCGGAGAAUCGCCAUAAUCUGACGACAGGGUGUCAAGACAAGAAUAAAGUCGAGGGCAACUCAGACCACUGGUGGAGGAGUUCGACGAGAAAGCAAGGCUUUCAGCCAGGAGUCGAGGUGGAGGUGGAGGGGUUGGGGAGCGGAGCCGGAAAUAGGAAACUACAGCUCCCAGAAGGCGUAGCGGCAAAGGUCCCGGAUGCUGGGGUCGUGAAGCCUGAUGGGAAAGGUAGUUUUGCGAGCGACUUAACCUAGAGGUUAGCGAGGUUGGAAGUUCUGAGGCCCGGGGCCCCCGGAGUCGGAGAGAGAUGGAACUGGAGCAGAGAGAAGGGACCAUGGCAGCUGUGGGCUUUGAAGAGUUCUCAGCGCCGCCAGGCUCAGAGUUGGCGCUGCCUCCUUUGUUCGGUGGUCACAUCCUGGAGAGCGAGCUUGAGACAGAAGUGGAGUUUGUGUCUGGGGGUCUGGGUGGCUCCGGGCUCCGGGAGCGAGAUGAAGAGGAAGAGGCAGCCCGGGGCCGGCGGCGGCGCCAGCGGGAACUAAACCGCAGGAAGUACCAGGCGCUAGGUCGACGCUGCCGGGAGAUCGAGCAGGUGAACGAGCGGGUCCUGAACAGGCUCCAUCAGGUACAGAGGAUAACUCGGAGACUCCAGCAGGAGCGGAGGUUCCUCAUGAGAGUGCUGGACUCCUACGGUGAUGACUACCGCGCCAGCCAGUUCACCAUCGUGCUGGAGGACGAGGGCAGCCAGGGCACAGACGCCCCCACCCCAGGCAACGCCGAGAACGAGCCUCCAGAGAAAGAGGGGCUGUCCCCGCCUAGAAGGACGCCUGCACCCCCAGAACCUGGCAGCCCGGCCCCUGGCGAGGGGCCCAGCGGGCGGAAGAGGCGGCGAGCACCCCGGGACGGCCGCCGAGUGGGAGCUGCAAUGACUCCAGAACUGGCCCCGGUGCAGAUUAAGGUCGAGGAAGACUUCGGCUUUGAAGCGGACGAGGCCCUAGACUCCAGCUGGGUUUCUCGGGGGCCGGACAAGCUGCUGCCCUACCCCACCCUAGCCAGCCCCGCCUUUGACUGACCCACCCCCACCCCAGUAAACCAGCCCCUACACUC